AUGCACUCUUCUCUUCAUCCUCCUUUCUCUCCUCUCCCAUGCAACUUCAUCAGAAACCCACAACAAAAACAUUACCUCGUCGCCAUUCGACAACAUAAUGGCCACUUCAAUGACGAUGAUUUUGACGACCAAUUGGAGUCUGCCAUCAAAACUUACCAAAUCAAUUACCACCUCAAAGCCACCGGAACAUUGGAUGCGAAAACCGUAUCCAACAUGAUGAUGCCACGCUGUGGUGUUGCAGAUAUCAUCAAUGGUACCUCCUCCAUGCGAUCAGGCAAAAAAAGGCACCCUCACCAUCACCACGGAGGACACACAGUUGCUCAUUAUUCUUUCUUCCAAGGAAACCCAAAAUGGCCGGCCUCUAAGUAUCACCUCACCUAUGCUUUUCUUCAAGGCACCCCAGCUGAGGCCAUGGGCCCAGUCUCCAGUGCUUUUCAAACAUGGGCCGCCAAUACACACUUCACCUUCAGUGAGGUCCAGAGCAAUCAGAACCCAGAUCUGACGGUCAGUUUUCACAGGGGCAAUCAUGGAGAUGGGGCCCCAUUUGAUGGGCCAGGUGGGACCAUAGCCCAUGCAUUUGCUCCCCCAAAUGGGAUAUUUCACUACGAUGCUGCUGAGGCGUGGGCUGUGGGUGCCGUGAGCGGUGCUUUUGACUUGCAGAGUGUGGCUCUGCAUGAAAUAGGGCACCUUCUCGGGCUGGGGCAUAGUUCUGUUCAAGGAGCUAUUAUGUUCCCCUCUAUCGGCACUGGAGUGACCGAGCAGAGCUUGCAUGGGGAUGAUAUUCAAGGAAUUAAAGCUUUAUACAACACUUGA
Molecule: messenger RNA, 813 nt
Organism: Prunus armeniaca (apricot)
Lineage: Eukaryota; Viridiplantae; Streptophyta; Magnoliopsida; Rosales; Rosaceae
Source: the annotation of a GenBank genome assembly